Molecule: messenger RNA, 1017 nt
Organism: Ipomoea triloba (trilobed morning glory)
Lineage: Eukaryota; Viridiplantae; Streptophyta; Magnoliopsida; Solanales; Convolvulaceae
Product: 50S ribosomal protein L21, chloroplastic
Exons: 5
Coding region: 46-699 (217 amino acids)
Biological process (GO): translation
Cellular component (GO): ribosome
Molecular function (GO): structural constituent of ribosome; RNA binding
Source: RefSeq, a predicted model, not a curated record
UGGGCACAAAGAACUAACAGAGACGCGAAAAAGCUCUGUUCUGCAAUGGCGAGCGUUUCCCUCUGUUCAUCUCCUUCCUCUCUCUCAGCGGCGAUAGCCCAGAAGCAGCAAAGACCCAACCUUUCUCUCUCUAGGCCCAACCCCAAUGUCCCAUUUCUCUCUCACUCUCUCUCUUCCCUCAGGCUCAGCUCCUCCCCCAAACCGCUUUCUACAUCCCCUUUUGUCGCCAAAUUCUCAGAUUCCGGGUCUUCGGUGGCUGAAGCCGAGCCCGAAUCUCCGGUAUUUGAAUCUGAACUUCAAACGGAAACAAUAGUCUCCGAACCCAAGAGGGACGAAAUAUUUGCUGUUGUUAUGGUUGGAUCUCGUCAAUAUAUUGUCUUUCCCGGACGGUACCUUUAUACCCAGCGGCUAAAGGGUGCAAAUGUCAACGACAAAAUCAUUCUAAACAAAGUAUUACUGGUAGGAAGCAGAACAAGCACUUGGAUUGGAAAACCCGUGGUAACUAAUGCAGCAGUUCAUGCUGUGGUUGAAGAGCAGUUAUUGGACGAUAAGGUCAUUGUAUUCAAGUACAAGAAGAAGAAGAACUACAAAAGGAAAAUCGGUCAUCGACAGCCAAUUACACGGAUAAGAAUCUUGGGUAUCACAGGAUACGAAGACUAUCCCGCUUCCACACUUCCAGAUACUGAACCUACCCAAUAACUUGUAAACCGCUGUUUCCUCAAGACGUGUUUUGUUCGGUUCUUUGAGAACAUAUGUAGUUUUAUAGAUUGCGGUUUCCCUGCGGUGAAAAUAGUUCGACGCGCUUCCUGAUUUCUUGUAUGUUUUCUCGUUUAUUUCUUGCUCAAGAACUCUUAAGGUAGAGAGUAUUGUAGAUUCCUUUCAACUUUCAAGAGUAGUGCUACAAUGCUCAUACUUAAAAGGGUUACUGUUUUGUGCUAUUGUUGCAGUAUGGCUUCUCAUGUAUAUGAUCAAUGCUACAAUCUAAUUUUUAAGUUUCUGAUUGACAUUAUUGACUCC